AACCAGGGUCUACUCCCUCUACCCUAAACCCCGCGUUCCUUUUCCGUCGCCACCUCCGUUGCUACUCUCCCACUACCUAACCCCGAUCCUCUUUUCCGCCGCACCUCCUUCUCCGCCGCUCCUCCAUCUCCUUCUCCGUCCCUUCCCCGACUCCUCCGUGACGAGGCUUUUUUUCCGUGUUUUUCCUUCGUCUUUAUUCCUCAUCUCCUUCUCCACACGUAAGCUUAGACUUCGUCUCUGAUGACGACCUCUCAAUCACAGGCCGUGAAGUCCUCAAUAAGUCCACCGGCCGGCGGCGCUUUACGUUCAAGAGUUUCUCCCAGCGGUGGAAGAGAUACAGAUCAAUGUUUUUCAUAGUCUUGACUCCGUUAAAGCUCAACCAUCUGACGACUCAUCAUUCUUGCGAGAGAGCCUUAUUUACUGGAAGGAAUUGAAUACGACGGUAGACUUUUUCUCCUUUUAUGAAAACAUGAAGCCAUUUGUUCAGAUGCUAUCGCAAGCGAUACUGCUCAAGGAAACUAUUAUGACGGAGCUCCUAGAUAAAGUGAAGAUUGAAGCUAUAUUGUCUCUUGAGCCAAUUCUAAGUUUGACUUUAACUAGAAAGCUGCACUGCCCCUGCAACUCUGUCACAUAUUUAGCAGCAGAAGUUAAAAACUUAAAUAGUUUUCUUCCAAGGCUUGUAGAUUCUUUGGUGAUUCUACUUAAAAAUGGUGGUGACCGUGAUCCAGAGAUCAUAGAACAGAUAUUCACUUCUUGGUCAUAUAUCAUGAUGUAUUUGCAGAAGUGUCUUGCACGGGAUCUUGUUUAUGCCCCCAACGCCACAGCGACAGAGCCUCCGAAGAAGCCGCAAAUCAAGAGCGCAACGCUGAUCUUCGAUGAUAUCUCCAAGCUCUUCUCGCUUCCCAUCGUCGAGGCCGCUUUGAUCUUAGGUGUUAGGAAGGCUAUUAGAGUGGCUGCUAAACCAAAAGCUAAGAAGCACUGAAAGUAAAAGCUCCUCUUCCAUAAAUGGAGUUUCUGCUUUGCUAUGGUAUGCAAUGAGAGGGGUUUCGCUACUACUUCAUUCAAGAGCUGAAACUGUCUGGCAGAUUUUGAUUGACACAUCAACUUUUAAUAUGGUUGAAAAAUAUACCAAAGGCAUGUUUUUUUUAUAUCUAAUUAGUUUUUAUUUCUCGUUCUCA
Zingiber officinale is the source of this 1178-nucleotide messenger RNA. RefSeq lists its product as uncharacterized. Gene Ontology annotation, cellular component: 90S preribosome; small-subunit processome; nucleolus. Bases 470 to 982 code for a protein of 170 amino acids. NCBI's taxonomy places the organism in Eukaryota, Viridiplantae, Streptophyta, Magnoliopsida, Zingiberales, Zingiberaceae. The record is from RefSeq and is a predicted model, not a curated record. The transcript is spliced from 8 exons.